Molecule: messenger RNA, 11463 nt
Organism: Caenorhabditis briggsae
Lineage: Eukaryota; Metazoa; Nematoda; Chromadorea; Rhabditida; Rhabditidae
Gene: Cbr-epi-1
Product: Protein CBR-EPI-1
Exons: 15
Coding region: 1-11463 (3820 amino acids)
Biological process (GO): cell adhesion
Source: RefSeq, a predicted model, not a curated record
AUGAGCCCCUACGAUACGUCGCCUUGGGCGACGAGGGCACUAUUUAUAGUAGUAGCAUUAUUGGCACAAUUCACUUAUCCACAAGUACUCACUCCAUCGCAAAUCACCAUCUCCCAUCGCAAACCAAUUCGUGCCACGUCGACUUGUGGAGAGAUUCAAGGACAGCCGGUGAAUGAAAUCUAUUGCUCUUUGACUGGAUCCUCCGCCUACAACCCGGUAAACCCCUACUCGUACCAAAAUGACGAUGAAAGCAUCGUAUGGAACAAAAACGAAAAUGCGCGCGUGUUCGGUGGACAUGGCUGCGGUUUUUGUAACGCUGGAAACGAGAAUUCCCACCCCGCUUCAAACAUGGUCGACGGAAACAACAGUUGGUGGAUGUCUCCACCGCUCUCUCGUGGUCUUCAACACAACGAAAUCAACAUCACCAUCGAUUUGGAACAGGAAUUCCAUGUUGCCUACGUCUGGAUUCAGAUGGCCAACAGUCCACGUCCGGGAAGUUGGGUACUUGAGAGAUCAACGGAUCAUGGACAGACCUACAAACCAUGGUUCCAUUUUGCUGAGAACGCUGCUGAGUGUAUGAGACGAUUCGGUGUGGAGUCAUUAUCCCCGAUUUCCGAAGACGAUUCAGUCACCUGCCGUACCGAUCAAGCCCUUCUCCAGCCGUUGGAAAAUGCUGAAAUGGUCAUCAAGAUUCUGGAACAUCGUCCUAGUUCGUUGAAGUUUGCCACGUCAGAAGUGCUUCAGAAUUUCACCAGAGCCACAAACAUCAGACUUCGUCUUCUUGGAACAAGAACUCUUCAAGGGCAUUUGAUGGAGAUGAAUGAGUGGAGAGAUCCAACAGUGACUAGAAGAUAUAACCAUUUUCAGUAUUUCUACGCCAUCAAGGAAAUCAUGAUCGGAGGAAGAUGCGUCUGCAACGGUCACGCCGUCACUUGUGAUAUUCUGGAACCUCAAAGACCAAAGUCUCUUCUCUGUAGAUGUGAGCACAACACUUGCGGAGACAUGUGUGAGAGAUGCUGUCCAGGAUAUGUUCAAAAGGCUUGGCAACCUGCUACUGCCCAUAACAACUUCACUUGCGAAGCUUGCAACUGCUUCGGACGUUCAAACGAGUGCUACUAUGACGAACAAGUUGAUCUUAACAAGCAAUCCAUGGAUUCCAAAGGAAACUACGAAGGAGGAGGAGUCUGUGUCAACUGCAGAGACAACACCGAAGGAAUCAACUGUAACAAGUGCUCCUAUGGAUAUUUCCGCCCAGCAGGCGUCACUUGGGAUGAGCCACAACCAUGCAAAGCUUGCGACUGUGACCCAGACAAGCACACCGGAUCGUGUGCCGAGGAGACUGGAAAGUGUGAAUGCCAGGCUAGAUUCGUCGGAGAGAACUGUGAUCAGUGUGCUCUUGGAUACUACGAUCCACCAGAGUGUAAACCAUGUGAAUGCUUCGUCAACGGAACUGUUGGAGAUGUUUGCCUUCCGGAAGAUGGGCAAUGUCCAUGUAAGCCAGGAUUUGGGGGAACUUUCUGUGACACUUGUGCCGAUGGCUUCACCAAUGUGACUGCUGGUUGUGUCGAGUGUGUUUGUGAUGCUACUGGAUCCGAACAUUCGAAUUGCUCAGCUGCUACUGGACAGUGCGAGUGCAAACCUGCUUACGCUGGAUUGUCUUGUGAUAAGUGCCAAGUUGGCUACUUUGGAGAUGAUUGUAAAUUCUGCAACUGUGAUCCAAUGGGAACCGAAGGAGGAGUCUGUGACCAAACAACCGGGCAAUGCCUCUGCAAAGAAGGAUUCGCCGGAGACAAAUGCGAUCGUUGUGACAUUGCCUAUUACGGAUACCCGAACUGCAAAGCUUGCGCUUGUGACGGAGCUGGUAUCACUUCUCCGGAAUGUGACUCCACUUCUGGACAGUGUCCAUGUAACGGAAAUUUCACUGGAAGAACUUGUGAUAAGUGCGCCGCCGGAUUCUACAACUAUCCAGACUGUCGUGGAUGCGAGUGUCUAGUAGCUGGAGCCAAGGGACAGACCUGCGACAACCAGGGUCAAUGCUACUGCAAGGGAAAUUUCGAAGGAGAACGAUGUGAUCGAUGCAAGCCAAACUUCUACAACUUCCCAAUUUGCGAAGAAUGCAACUGCAAUCCAUCUGGAGUGACACGUGACUUCCAAGGAUGUGACAAGGUUUCACCAGGAGAACUUUGCUCUUGCAGAAAACACGUCACUGGAAGAAUCUGUGACCAAUGUAAGCCAACUUUCUGGGAUCUCCAAUACCACCAUGAAGACGGAUGCAGAAGCUGCGAGUGUAAUACUAAUGGAACCAUCUCUGGAUUGAACACCUGUGACUUGAAAUCCGGACAAUGUAUGUGUAAGAAGAACGCUGCUGGAAGAACUUGCGAUCAGUGCGCUGAAGGAUUCUACAGACUCAACAGCUACAAUCAACUUGGUUGUGAAUCUUGUCACUGUGACAUCGGAGGAGCUCUCAGAGCUGAAUGCGAUAUUAACUCGGGACAAUGUAAGUGCCGUCCAAGAGUCACUGGACUCCGAUGCGACCGUCCAAUUGAAAAUCACUACUUCCCAACGCUCUGGCACAACCAAUACGAAGCAGAAGACGCUCACACCGAAGAUCAGAGACCUGUCAGAUUCGCUGUGGAUCCAGAACAAUUUUCUAACUUCUCAUGGAGAGGAUAUGCAGUCUUCUCACCAAUUCAAGAGAAGAUCCUCAUCGACGUGGACAUCGCCAAGGCUAGUGUCUAUCGUCUCCUCUUCCGUUACCGUAAUCCAACACCAGUUCCAAUCACUGCUACCGUAUCUGUCGCUCCAAGAUUCACCCAUACCCAUGAUGUUGAGCAAUCUGGAAAGGCCACAUUUGCACCUGGAGAUUCGCCAGCCAUGAAGGAGAUUACUGUAGAUGGAAAGCCAUUCGUGUUGAACCCUGGAAAGUGGUCGCUUGCGAUUUCCACCAAGCAAAGACUCUUUUUGGAUUAUGUCGUUGUUCUUCCAGCUGAGUAUUACGAAGGAUCCGCUCUGAGACAACGUGCUCCACAACCAUGUCUCUCUCAUAGCACGAAGAAUACCACUUGUGUAGAUUUGAUCUACCCACCAAUUCCAGCCAGCUCUCGUGUCUUUGUAGAUAUGGAGAAGGUUCCAUUCAACUAUGUCAAUGAAGAUGGAUCUUUGACUCCUUUGGAGUUGGUUCCAGUUGAGAUUCUUCCAUCGGAAAUCACUGGACCAGCUGGAUUCAUCAGAGCUGAUGAGAAUCCAAGAACCGUGGAAGCCAAGUUGGAUGUUCCAGAAACUGGAGAAUAUGUUGUGGUUAUUGAGUAUCAUAACAGAGAAGAAACCGAUGGAAAUGUUGGUGUUGGAGUUAGCCAAGGAUAUAAGGAUGUGAUGAAUGGAAAUGUGGUGAUCCAUCACUGCCCAUACGCCACUUUCUGCAGAGAACUCGUCUCUUCUGAAGGUACCAUUCCAUUCAUUCCACUCGAGAAGGGAGAGGCUACUGUAAGAUUGAACAUCAAACCAAAUCAUGAGUUUGGAUUAGCUGCUGUUCACUUGAUCAAGAAGGAGGAUUUUAGUUCGGAGUACUUGCAACAGGUCCCAGUCUGUAUCCGAAAGGAUGGACGAUGCGUUCCACAGAGCUACCCACCAGCAUCUGAGUCUGUCGUAACUGAAGCCGAAUCUGGAUCCAACAUGGAGAAGUCAAUCCUUGGAGACAAACUUCCAUUCCCAGUUUCCAACUCAAAGGAGAUGAGAGUAGUCCCACUGGAUGAUGCUCAGGCCACAAUCGAAAUCUCGGGAGUAGUCCCAACCCGUGGUCACUACAUGUUCUUGGUUCACUACUUCAAUCCGGAUAACACGCCAAUCGACAUUGAUGUUCUGCUCCAAAACGAACACUAUUUCCAGGGUGACUCGUGCAACUCGUUCGCAUGUUGUUUGUUUUUUCUUCGCACUUCUCUUCCCCCGAAAAUUUCAAGAAAAUUCUUUUGCACUUUUUUAAAAUUUGCACUUUGCACCUAUUUUGAAAAUUUUUUCAAAAAUCACUUUUGCACUCUGCACUUCCCCUGUCCGUGCAUCCCGGUAUACCUCUAUUCUCCCAUUUCAGACAACAAAUACUCGUCCAGAUUCCUCUUCAACGCCACUGUUCCACUUGCCUUCUGCCCAUCGAUCAGUGGAUGCCGUGCUCUGAUCCGUGACAAGGAACGUCCAGAUGUAAUUCAAUUCUUCAUGGAUGACAAAUACACUGCCACUUUCUACCACAAUGCCAGCCAAAAGGGACCAAUCUACAUCGACUCCAUCACUGCCGUCCCAUACAACUCGUUCAAGGAUAAGCUCAUGGAGCCAUUGGCCUUGGAUCUUUCCAACGAGUUCUUGAAGGAGUGUUUUGAAGAGAAUCUUCGAAACCAUCCAGAAUCUGUCAGUGACUUCUGCAAACAGAAAAUCUUCUCAUUGACCACCGACUUCAACUCCGCAGCAUUGUCUUGUGAUUGUGUAGCUCAAGGAUCCGAAUCGUUCCAAUGUGAGGAGUAUGGAGGACAGUGCAAGUGUAAGCCGAAUGUGAUUGGAAGAAGAUGUGAACGCUGUGCACCAGGAUACUACAACUUCCCAGAAUGCAUCAAAUGUUCUUGCAACGCUGGUCAACAAUGUGACGAACGAACCGGCCAAUGCUUCUGCCCGCCACACGUCGAAGGACAAUCCUGUGACAGAUGUGUCAGCAACGCUUUCGGAUACGAUCCACUCAUCGGAUGCCAAAAGUGUGGAUGUCAUCCACAAGGAUCCGAAGGAGGAAACCUCGUUUGUGACCCAGAAUCUGGGCAAUGCUUGUGCCGUGAAUCAAUGGGAGGACGUCAGUGUGAUCGUUGCUUGGCUGGAUUCUACGGAUUCCCACAUUGCUACGGAUGCUCUUGUAAUAGAGAUGGAACUACUGAAGAGAUUUGUGACGCGACGAAUGCUCAGUGCAAGUGUAAGGAAAACGUUUACGGAGCAAGAUGUGAGGCUUGCAAAGCUGGAACUUUCGAUUUGUCCGCUGAAAAUCCAUUAGGAUGUGUCAACUGCUUCUGCUUUGGAGUGACUGACAGUUGUAGAUCCAGCAUGUUCCCAGUGACCACCAUGUCCGUCGACAUGUCUUCUUUCCUAACCACCGAUGACAGUGGAAUGGUUGACAACAAGGAUGAUACCGUACUUUACACUUCUGAAGAGACAUCACCAAACUCUGUUUACUUCAUUGUUCCAAUUGUCACCAACGAUUACACCACCAGCUACGGACUCAAGCUCACUUUCAAGCUGUCCGCAGUGCCACGUGUCGGAAAGAAGAAGAUGAACAGUGACGCUGAUAUCCGUCUCACUGGAGCCAACAUGACUAUUGAACACUGGGCCACCGAACAACCAACUAAUCCGGAAGAGCAAUUCACUGUCAAGUGCAAACUUGUUCCAGAGAACUUCCUAACGACUGAAGGAAAGCCUGUCACUAGAGAAGAACUGAUGAAGGUCCUCCACUCUCUUCAAAAUAUUACCUUGAAGGCUUCAUACUUUGAUCAUCCAAAGACCAGCACCCUCUACGAAUUCGGACUCGAAAUCUCUGAACCGAAUGGAGCUGACUCUGUGAUCAAGGCUUCUUCUGUUGAGCAGUGUCAAUGCCCAGCACCAUACACUGGACCAUCCUGCCAGCUCUGUGCCUCUGGAUACCAUCGUGUGUCUUCGGGAAGCUUCUUGGGAGCUUGCGUACCAUGUGAAUGCAACGGACAUUCUGCCACUUGUGACCCAGAUACAGGAAUCUGUACUGAUUGCGAACACAAUACUCAUGGAGAUCAUUGCGAGUUCUGUGACGAAGGACAUUACGGAAAUGCUACCAAUGGAUCUCCAUACGAUUGUAUGGCCUGUGCCUGUCCAUUUGCUCCAUCCAACAACUUUGCGAAAUCCUGCGAUGUGUCAGAAGAAGGACAACUUCUUCAAUGUAAUUGCAAACCAGGGUAUACUGGAGACAGAUGUGAUCGAUGUGAUGCCGGAUACUUUGGACAACCACAACAAGUCGGAGGAUCCUGUGAACCAUGUCAAUGUAAUGGCAACAACAAUUUGACUGACUCUCGUGCCUGCCAUCCAGUCAGUGGAGACUGUUAUCUUUGCGAACAGAAUACCGAUGGAAGACACUGUGAAUGGUGUGCUCAAUGGUUCUACGGAGAUGCUGUAUCUGCUAAAAACUGCUCUUCCUGUGAAUGUGACCAAUGUGGAUCCCAAUACUGUGAUAACAGAAGUGGAGGUUGUGAAUGCAAGACCAACGUUGAAGGAGAUUCCUGUGAUAGAUGUAAACCAGAUCAUUGGGGAUUCUCGAAAUGUCAAGGAUGCCAGGCUUGUCACUGCGGAACAGCCGCUUUCAAUACUCAAUGUAACGUGGAGAAUGGACAAUGUACUUGCCGUCCAGGAGCUUCUGGAAUGAGAUGUGAACAGUGUGAGCAUGGCUACUGGAACUAUGGAGAGCACGGAUGUGACAAGUGUGACUGUGAAUCGGAUCUUUCUAUGGGUACGGUUUGCGAUGUGAGAACUGGACAAUGCCACUGCCAAGAAGGAGCCACCGGAUCCAGAUGUGAUCAAUGCCUUCCAUCUUACCUCAGAAUUCCGACUCAUGGAUGCAGAAGAUGUGAUGAAUGCGUGCACCAUUUGAUUGGAGAUGUCGAUAACUUGGAAUUGGAGAUUGAUGUUCUGGGAACUGCCAUCGCCAACAUCUCAUCUGCAACUAUCGUUGGAGCUAGACUCGCAAGAAACAAGAAGGAGUUCAACGAUAUCAGCGAAAUCACUAAGAUGCUCAACGAUGAGGAGAACUCGUUUGGAAACUUCUUCGGUGAUGCUUCUGACAUCCUUACCAACUCCACUCAAAUUCUCCACAAACUCGUCAGAACCAAGAAUCACUCCAACAACUCUGCCAUCGCCUCCAAGAGUUUGACUGUCAACGGAACUGAAUUCUUGAAUGAUGUGAUGAAAAAAGCUCAAAGAGCUCGUCAAAGUGUUCGCAGUCUCGCCGAAAUCGCCCUUGCUAUCGGAUCCUCUUCCAAGGCCGUCAACGUGGAUCCAAGACUUUUGAGAGAAGCCGAAGAGACUCUGAUGUCUUUGGAAACCACUUCAGCUGAUCCAUACCCGGAGAAGGCUCAAAGUGUUCCAGGAAAACUGAAGGAGAUUCAGGAUAAGAUUCAAGUGGAGACUGAUAAGUUGGAGAAGCAAAAGGAGUCAUUCGAGUCCCAAAAGAAGAAGGCUGAGGAGUUGGCUGCGUAUUUGAACAGUGCUCAACAGUUGCUCAAGGAGUCAAAGUCCAAGACUGAUAAGGCUAAUAACGUCGCAAAGAUGCUUCAACUUGCUAAAGUCCAAAACCUCGUCGCUGCUAUUUCUGAUGAUCUUGAACGGGUGGAAACAGUUAAGGGAGAGUUCCAAAAGAUCAACAUUGCCAUCGGAAACAUUACCGAAAGUAUCAAGGACAACCGUGAAGCUCUUUCUCAGUCUGUCAACAGCCUGAAUGAAACUAGAAACGAUAUUGCUGAAGCCGUGGAAGCCGCAAAGAAGAGAGUUAGAAGAGAGGAGAAGCCAUUAGUUGAUAUGGAGUUGAUUAAUGCUAAGGCUGAGGAAAUGCGUCUUCAAGCUAUAUCACUGAGACAAGCAUUCGACAACAACAAAGCCGACUCUGAUCGUGCUGUGGAAGCUGCAAACGCUUAUUCCAAAAUUGCUGAAACUUUAUUGGACGCCAAGGAAAAGAUUGAUAGGGCCAUUGUACUUCUGGAAGACGAAACUCAGUACGCUGAAGCUGUUCAGAACGCGAAGGAUAAGCCAAUUCCAGCUGAUAUGAAGGAUAAGAUUGCCGAAUUUUCGAAGAAUCUUGCUCACGACGUGAAGGAAGCUGAAAAGUUGAAGAAACAGCUUGAACAGCUUACUGAGAUGGCUGAAAAGUUGAGAAAGAGAAAGGACGCUGUGAAGAAUAGAAUUCCAAACUACGACAGAACCUUGUUGGGCGGCCUUGAUAAUAAGGCCAAGGAGAUUCACGAAAUCAAAGCUGCAAUUGAUGCAAAUAUCGAAGAAACGCGUGCCAAGAUUUCGGAGAUUGCUGGAAAGGCAGAAGAAAUCACAGAGAAGGCUAACAGUGCUAUGGAAGGAAUCAGACUUGCCAGAAGAAACGCUGUUCAGCUUCAAAGUCUCGCUCCAGUUGUUGCCUCCAAAUUCGAAGAACUCAAAAAAUUGUCAGCUGUCAGAAGUGGAAAGGUUGACUCGAUCACUGGAAAGGUUUCCGAGAUCAAGGAAAUGAUUGCUGCCGCCAGAAAUGCUGCUAACAAGAUCAAGCUUGGAGCCCACUUCAAUCGUGGAUCAUCUCUCGACCUCAACAUCCCACAAAGAGUUACUCGAUCCGCCGCCCAUGCUGACAUCUCAUUCUAUUUCCGUACCGAAGAACAACACGGAAUUCCAUUCUUCUUCGGAAACGAGGAAACUGCUGUCGGAAGUCGUGCGGUGCCAACUGCCGAUUAUGUCGCUGCUGAAAUCGAAUACGGUCGCCUGAAGAUUACUGUAGAUUUGGGAGAUGCUCCAGCUGUUGUUAAAUUGGAGACUCUGGUUAACGAUGGAUUGUGGAGAAGAUUGAAUAUUGAGAGAAUCGGAAAGACUGUGAAUGCGACACUAUCCAAGCCAAACAGUGUUGAAACUGCAGAAACGAAGAGCUCAGUUGCCGGAGGAAAUAAGAGUGUGCUCAAUUUGAAUCAACAGAUUUCGAAGCUUUUCAUUGGAGGAAUUCCAACUACGGCAAGAGUAAGUGGUUUUUUUGCACAUUUAUUAACAAUCGCGUUCUCUUUUUCAGAUCUCCAAGGACUUCUUCAUGGAGAGCCAAUCGGACUCUGGAACACCAAAGAAAAGGGAAAUGUGAAUGUUGGUGGACCAAAGAUGACUGAUAACGCCGAUGAGCUCGUGAUUUCUUUGGACGGAGAAGGUUAUACAUCCUAUAAACCAAGUCACUGGAAUCCAAGAAAGGCCACCAAGAUCUCGCUCUCCUUCUUGACAUUCUCUCCACAAGGAUUGUUGUUCUUUGUCGGAAAGGAUAGAGAUUUCAUGUCUCUUGAACUCUUUGAUGGUUUGAUCAAGUUAUCCGUGGAUUUGGGAUCCGGAACCGAACAGUUCAUGACUGAGAACUCGAACUACAACGAUGGAAAAUGGCAUACCGUGUCGAUUGUUAGAGAGGAGAAACACGUCAAAAUCACUGUCGACGAGGAAGUCGUUGAAGGAGAUGUCCCAGGAAAGGAUUCCGAAAUGUCUGUCACCGAAUUCCUCUACAUUGGAGGUACACCAUCCGGAUUACCAGUUAGAACAACAAUGGUCCCACUUCGUGGAUGCAUCAAACAAGUGAAAUUGGGAUCAGAUGAAGUUGAUUUAGAGAACAGUCAUGCUUCGAAGGGAGUCAGAUCUGGAUGUCCACUCCACACCGUCCGUACUGUGUCUUUCUUGUCCGACAGAACCACUGCCGAGUUCAGCAAUGCCACUGAAUUCUCAGGGGAUGUUUCUGUGACCUUCAAGUUCAAGACCAGAUCCAUCCGUCAACCAUCUUCAGUCUUUACUGUCACCGAUGACGAAGACUCAGUUCUCAGCGCUACCAUCAACGAAGAUGGUAUUCUGACUGUCACCAGUGGAAACGAUGUGGCAACACUUGAAUUGGCUGCCUCUCCAGAUGAGAGGUGGCACUAUGUAUCCAUCAGAAAGACCGAUCACGUCAUCAGAAUCGACGCCGACGACUCAUUCUCAAAUGAAGUCGCCAGAAAGGAGCACGAUGAAUCGAAUCCCGAUGCCACCUACCUUUCCGCUUCAUUCGGAAAGUCUGGAGCGUUCCCAUCGUUUGUUGGAUGCAUCGGAGAUGUUACCCUUAAUGGAAAACUUUUGGACUUCAUCAAGGCAGAUAUCAAGGAGAUUUCUCUGAAUGGAUGCUCACUGAGUGAUGAUGAGAAUGUCGCCGCGACCACCACCACCACCACAUCUGCUCCAACUGAUUCAGAUAUUGCCGUGCUUCCAAACGAUGAUUCUGAAGAUGAGGAGACCACAACGACGACUACUACCUCUACUGAGGAGCCAACUGAGGAGCCAGCAGAAGUAAGCGUUUUUAGAAUCUUAGGUCACGCUUUAGAGAACUUGUAUCAUAAUUCCCAAACCUUGAAGAUGAAAGACCAGCCGAUUUACGUGCCACCGAACUCCAAACGAGAUUCGUCAUUCGAUUUCCCAGAUCAUUUUGAAUCUGUUGACCUAUCAGUGAGACCAGACGGUCACUGCAGUCUUCCGGAAGACGCUCUCGUUCAAUUCGAGGAUGCCGAAGGAUUCAAUUUCGGUACCCAACAACACAGCAGAAUCGAAUAUGACGUGCUUCCAGAUGCAUUUGAUAAGAGCGGUGAAUUCUCAUUCAAGAUCCGUCCAACAUCUGACAAUGGAGUCGUGUUCAUAGCUGGAAACAAGCGUACCGAGCAGAACAAGAACAAUGAUCAUAUCGCUGUGAUUCUUGAACAUGGACGUGUCAUCUUCACCUAUGACACUGGAUCCGGAAAGGUUGUCAUUAAAUCCGACAAGUCUAUCAUCGACGGACGUUGGCAUUCGAUCAAGGUCUCGAGACGUGGAAAGUCUGCUCAUUUGAUCGUCGACGAUGACUCGUAUGAAUCCGAAGGAGCCGCCAACCAGAACGAAGAUCUCAUUGAUACUCAACCUCCAUUCUACCUCGGAGGAGUCCCAUCUGAUUUUGCCAGCGUCGUGCGCAGUUUGGUUCCAGGAACCCGAUCUCAAUUCAGUGGAUGUAUCAAGGACUUCAGAUUGAAUGGAAAGAGUCUGAAUAACGGAAAAGAAUUCGGUACCGAGCAGUGCUCUCAGUUCAGUGAACCUGGAAUGUACUUCGGAAAGGAUGGAGGAUAUGCAAUUGUUCAAAAGGAUUAUGAAGUCGGACAUUCAUUCGGGUUGGAAGUCGAGAUUAGACCAAGAAUGAAGAACGGAGUCUUGUUCUCUGUCGGAGUUUUGGAUUAUGUUGCAGUGGAAUUCGUGAACGGAUCCAUUAAGACUACAGUCGGAAGUGCCAGUGGAAUGGAGGAUCUUUGGCAUCAUCCAACCAACGAGAAUGAGUAUUGUGAUGGACAAUGGCAAUCAUUCAAGGUAAACCAAUUGAAAAUCAUUGCUAAUUUUUUUAAAUCGAAAUUUCAGAUUGCCAAGAAGAAGAACUUGCUCACUGUCACUGUGAACGGAAAGGCACAAAUCAGAAUGAUGAAGAAGGCGAAGGAAGAGGUUCUUACGAAAGAUCCUCUUUACUUCGGAGGUCUUCCAGAAGGAAUCACAAAGAAUAAGGGAAUCACCACUGAUAAGCCAUUUGUCGGAUGUAUCAGAUUUAUUAGUUUCGGAUUGAAGAAGGAUCGUAAGAUGCUUCGUCGUAAGAAGGAGAUCAACACCGAGAGAUUCGAUGUCUACGGAGAUGUCAAUCGUCAUGGAUGCCCCGCUAUUUAA